Molecule: messenger RNA, 1755 nt
Organism: Papaver somniferum (opium poppy)
Lineage: Eukaryota; Viridiplantae; Streptophyta; Magnoliopsida; Ranunculales; Papaveraceae
Exons: 3
Coding region: 1-1755 (584 amino acids)
Source: RefSeq, a predicted model, not a curated record
AUGUCUGAACAAAAUAAUAGUGGAUCUGGUUUUCGAUCUUCUACAACAAAUUUGGUUUAUGAUUCCGCUUCUUCAACAAUGAAUUCUGAAGACCCUCCUUCUAUGUUUAUUCCUGAUGAUGUUAUUGAAGACAGCUUAAAUGAAUGGAAAUUUAGCUUGAUUGGGAGAUUAUAUUUUGUUAAACUUAAGAUGAAUACUGCAACUACUUUACUGAAACAACAAUGGUCUCUUAAGGGUUCUUUACAGUUCAUACCCUUAGGAAAAGGAUUCUUUAUCAUCAAGCUAGAUAAUGAAGAUGAUAAAAAACAUAUUUGGCAAGGUUUAUGGAUGGUGGAAGAACAAACUUUGAAAAUUAGACCAUGGGAACCUAACUUCAAUCCUGAAACUCAAAAAACUUCAUUAGCUUAUGUUUGGGUCACUUUUCUUGGUUUAAGCAUUGAGUACUGGAAAGAAAGCAUUCUUCUACAGAUGGGAAACAAAUUGGGGAGAGCUAUUAAAGUUGAUGAAAUUACUCUAAAAAGAGAAAUAGGAUACUAUGCAAGUGUUCUAGUUGAUUUUGCAAAGUAUAUCCCAAGCAAAGUAGUUGUUGAGUACAAGUAUGGUAAAUUUAAACAAGCUGUUCAAAUCUUAAAGAAACCAAAAUUCUGCAAUCACUGUCUAAUUGUGGGUCACUUAACUGUUGAAUGUAGAAUCAGAAGAAGUGAAUGUUCUGAAAAACAAACUGAAGUUGUGAAGGAAAAGGCAAAAAAACAAUGGAGAAAAAAAACUUCUCAAGUUCAAACUGGUUUUGACAUAUGCUUUACUCAAGUUGAGAAAGAAAAAGAGCACAUAAUUGAACAAAUUCAUGAUCAACUCUUAAGUGAUAAUGAAGAGAUUGAUGCAAUAAUACCUCCUAUUCAAACCAAUGUGGUUAAUAUUCAACCUCCUAUUGGAACUCCAGUUUUACAACUUCAGUCUAUCUCUCAAAAUAUUAAAUCUAAGAAAGCUGAAGAUUGUGUUCAAGUGAAACAUACUGAUUCAGAAUCUAUUCAACAUGCAGCAAGUACUUCUGGUACUAAGAAUGGGAAAGAAUUUAUUCAAAUCAAAACAAAAGUUGGGAAAAAGCCAAAUGUGAUUACCAGAACUCAGGUUUCUUCCGAUUUCAUUAAAAAGUUAAGACUCCAGGGUAUACACUAUCAAAUCAUUCAUAACUCUUGUGAUGGUAAUAAAGGAAACAUUUGGAUUCUAUGGAGCUCUUCAAUAAACACUCCAAAGAUUUUAUCAAGUACUUCUCAAGCAAUAACUGUGGAAGUUGGUGGGGCUGUAAUUACUGGAGUUCAUGCUGCCACUAUCACUGUUAAUAGAAGAGAAUUAUGGCAUGAAAUGGAAAUUGCAAAUACUUUAAAUAAGCCAUGGCUGGUCAUAGGUGAUUUCAAUACUAUAACAAGUGUUGAUGAAAAGAAAGGUGGUCUCAAUCCUCUGAAAAUAUCUAUGAGGGAAUUUAAUGAUUGUUUAAAUAAUUGUGGGUUUAUUCAAGCUCCUAAAACAGGUUUGGAGUUCUCUUGGUGCAACAAAGGAGGGAAAAAAAGAAUUCUCUGCAAUUUUGAUAGAGCUGUUUUCAAUGAUAAAUGGUUGGAAGUAUACCCUAGAUGGGGUUACAAAGUUGGUGUAAGAAGUAUAUCAGAUCAUGGAAUUAUUUAUGGUGCAAAUGUUGAAAUUCCAAAGCCCAAAAAUAUACCUUUUAGAGCUCUUAAGGUGUGGCAAUAUCAUUCUUAA